Messenger RNA from Amaranthus tricolor (Joseph's coat), 1885 nucleotides. RefSeq names its product mRNA-decapping enzyme-like protein. Gene Ontology annotation, cellular component: P-body. Gene Ontology annotation, biological process: deadenylation-independent decapping of nuclear-transcribed mRNA; positive regulation of catalytic activity; deadenylation-dependent decapping of nuclear-transcribed mRNA. Gene Ontology annotation, molecular function: mRNA binding; enzyme activator activity. The transcript has 8 exons. Lineage: Eukaryota; Viridiplantae; Streptophyta; Magnoliopsida; Caryophyllales; Amaranthaceae. The record is from RefSeq and is a predicted model, not a curated record. Bases 149 to 1249 code for a protein of 366 amino acids.
AUACAAAAUGAAAAAGUAAGGAAAGGUGAUUGAAAAAAACGAUUGCCAUCUUUUUGCAAUCCUCAAAUAUUUUCUCCAUUAAAGCUUAAAUCUAGGUUUUUUUUUUUUUUUUUUUUUUUUUUCUUGAAACAAUUAGGGAUUGCGAAAGAUGUCUCAGACUAAAAAAUUAAUGCCAAAUUUAGAUCAACAAAGCACAAAAGUCCUUAAUCUCACUGUUCUUCAGCGAUUCGAUCCUUCCAUUCAAGAAAUUCUUCUUACUGCUGCUCAUGUCGCCUUGUACGAAUUCAACGUUUCUCUUGGACAAUGGAGCCGUAAAGAUGUUCAGGGAUCCCUGUUCGUUGUCAAAAGGAAUAAGGAUCCUUGGUAUCAGUUCAUUGUCAUGAAUCAAAUUAAUACAGAAAAUCAUGUGGAGAAUCUCUCUGGGAAUUUUGAAUUUGACGUUCAAGUACCUUACCUUUUGUACAGAAAUAUUGCCGAAGAAGUUAAUGGUUUAUGGUUUUACAAUUCAUCUGAAUGUGAGGUGGUUGCUGAUCUAUUUAACAGGAUUAUUGAAUCAUAUGCAAGGAGUACUUCAGAGCCGUUGGUGAACAAAAGUGAGUACAAGGAAGUUGAACCUGUUCGAUCUGUGGCAGUGAUGGGCAUUCCAUUGGAGCCAUCGCCUGUGCCAUCUUCAACUUCCAUUAAUGCAGCUGUUGCUACUGAGAAUGCUAUCUCAAGAUUAUUUGAUGCCGCAGCAAACAUUUCUAAUUCAGGAAAGCCAGUGCAAAGUUAUCAUCCGUCCAGUAACUAUUUGGUGUCAACGGGAAUCUCUAAUUCGAUACCUACUCCUGCUGGACAUCUUCAAGCAUCUUCUGUGGCUACGUCAGCUCCAGCUGUUCAUCUAAUAAACCAACAUGAAGCUGAUUCAGGUUAUGGAAGCAGUCAGAUAGCCAAUCUUGUCACACCUGCUAUCUUCCACAACCCCCAUUCUUCGUCCUCUACAGUUUCCAUGCCACCUAUUUCAUCAUCCUUGCCACUCACUGCUCUGCAGUCUUCAUUGUCUGUCCAGCGACCAUAUGGUGCCCCAUUUCUCCAACCUUAUCCUCCGCCAGCACCAUCACCGUUUCUUACACCACAGACUGUUGCUGCUACAACCCAUGGACCUGUUAUUGAUAGGGAGAGUGUUCGCGCUGCUCUUAUGGCGCUUGCCCAGGACAAUGAAUGCAUCGAUAUGUUCUGGAAAGCAUUACAGCGCGUGCACCGAGGGUAAGAAGUAGCUGGGUGUUUUUAAGACACAUGUACCAGGCUUUUGUCUUUGCUAUUCCCAAUUCCUAUUGGGUCCCUAAUUGCUGAAUUACCCGCCACAUUCUACAAGGGCAUCCAGCAGUUCAAUGCUUUUCCGGGUGCUAAAAACUGGCCUGAAUUGCUUACUCCGGUGGAAGUGGUUCAUAAAUUGUUCGCCUGCUACCAGUUUGUGGCGAUUGGAGUAGAUUGUCAAUAUUCUAGCAUGGUUCAAUUAAUUUCAUCAUGGGAUUAGGUCUAUUAUACUGGUUUUUAGGCUAUGUAGUUCAUUUUCCUUCGUUCUGAAUAAUUGAUGAAUAGGCAAGUUGCUGAUGCUACCUCAGACUUGAGUACAAAAUGAUGAUAGUGUUUUUGUAACCAUAGUGUCGGGAAAACUUUUCUAUUUCUCUCAAAACACAAAAAAGUAUUACUAGUUCAUGGACUUCAUGCUGAUUUUCGAAAUGUGUAGGUCGGACAUUAAAGCCAUGAACCACAUUGAGUUUUAUAGGUGCAUCUUUUGAUAGAGAAAACAUCCAUUGUACUUCAUUUGGGUCUAAUGAGUUUCGCUUGUAUGGUGGGCUUGUAGUAUCGAGUCCGUUCAUCAAUGGCAUUGCUAGCUUUCCAA